Loa loa (African eye worm) is the source of this 333-nucleotide messenger RNA. RefSeq lists its product as hypothetical. NCBI's taxonomy places the organism in Eukaryota, Metazoa, Nematoda, Chromadorea, Rhabditida, Onchocercidae. The record is from RefSeq and is a predicted model, not a curated record. The transcript has 2 exons. The coding region runs from base 1 to 333 and encodes 110 amino acids.
AUGACAAUUAAUAUAUUGUUACUAAUUUUGUUGACAUUAUCAGUCGCUGGAGCAAUUCAGUGUUAUUCAGGAAGUCAAUUACAGAUUACUGAAUGUCCGAGUAUCAAUUGCAUCAAGCACUCACUUGGUUUUGAUACGGCAAGGUACUGUGAUGGUACCGGUGGAUCAUCUAUCUGUCAAACGUAUCGUAUAUUUGAAGCAUGUGAAACAAUUCCUAACCUGGGUUACAUCUGUUGCUGUUCCAGUAACCUUUGUAAUUCUGCUCAAUCUCUUUUCAUGUUCAAAGUUCUUCUACCAGUAUUGACUAUUUUAUUAUCAAAAAUAAUAUUGUGA